Molecule: messenger RNA, 2021 nt
Organism: Synchiropus splendidus (mandarinfish)
Lineage: Eukaryota; Metazoa; Chordata; Actinopteri; Syngnathiformes; Callionymidae
Gene: star2
Product: steroidogenic acute regulatory protein 2
Exons: 7
Coding region: 72-914 (280 amino acids)
Biological process (GO): regulation of steroid biosynthetic process; intracellular cholesterol transport; steroid biosynthetic process
Cellular component (GO): mitochondrion; mitochondrial intermembrane space
Molecular function (GO): cholesterol transfer activity; cholesterol binding
Source: RefSeq, a predicted model, not a curated record
GACCUUCACAGGAAGCAUAAAACCAGCGGCAUGACGCUGAGGAUUCGCUGUCACUGCUCAGGACUGAGAAAAUGCUGCCCGCUGUGGUCAAACUCUGCUGCGGAAUCUCCUACCCACAUCUGCGGAGCGCAGCAGGACUUCAGCGGACGGCCGUGGCAGUGAUCGGUCACGAGGUCAGCAGGCAGCAGCACUGGAGGAACCUGCAACAGCAAACCCUAGAACAUGCUCAUUUGAGCUGCGAUAGUGGACCCAGCCUGGACGUGGUAGCCAAAAAAGAGCAUGUUUUCUUGGAACAGCAGGGAAGAGACGCGAUGAGGGCAGCCCUGGAGAUGCUGGAGCACCCAGAGGGCUGGGAGGUGGAGAUCUCAGAGACCAAUGGUGACAGGAUCUGCAGCAAAUUGAUGCCUGAUGCCAGGAAGGUUUUCAGACUGGACGUGGUCCUGGACGCCAACAUGGAGGAGAUCUAUGAACUACUGUUUGUCCAAGUGGAACAGAUGCACCAGUGGAACCCAAAUAUUCACAGAAUCAAAGUUCUUCAGCAUGCUGGACCUGAGACUCGGGUCACUCAUGAGGUGUCAUCACAGAUGGCAGGAAAUCUAAUCGGACAGAGGGAUUUUCUGAGCGUUAGACACAGCCUGAGAACCAAGUCCUGCAUCUACCUGGCAGGCGCAGCCACUCAGCUGGAGUCAUGUCCACCUCAGGCUGGUUAUGUCAGAGCAGAGGACGGCCCCACUUGUAUCAUCAUACAGCCUCUGAGGGGAGAGUCCAGGAGGAGUCGCUUCACCUGGCUCCUCAACAUGGACGUGAAGGGCUGGCUGCCAAAGUCCAUCGUCAAUCAGUCCCUCCCGCGGGCACAGCUGGAGUUCAUCCGACACCUACGUGGACGUCUGGCAGGAAUGGACACCCUCGGCUAAAAGUCCAAGCCAUUGACAACAGACCUCCAACGGUUUUCUGACAAAUGAAGCCACCAAGCAUCCAUCCAUUCUUCAACUUCCUCAGAGAAGAUCGGCGUGGAUGUAAUAGGAAUUCAGGCUCCUGUAACCAACUCUGACCUCAUUCACAUGUCCCGUAAUGCAGACUCCACGCCCCUUUCUUCUGGCUCGAGUCGUCCAUUUAAAGAAAUAAAAGACAGGACCUGAAGAAGGCUGAAUCGCUUUUUUAUGUCUCAGCGGAGAAAAGAGGUCAAACUUUCCAAAAACUGAAACUAGCUCACUCAUACUUUAAGCUACCUACAUACAUGAACUUGGACCUCAGCUUGAGUGCCCUGUAAAAGUGUGCCACUGAUCUUUGUUCUUAGAAUGCAGGAAAAUACAUGUAGAGUCCAGCUGUUUGCUGCAUUGUGGCUGAUGGGUUAAUGCAUCCCGAGCAAAUAACUCAGACGCCCCCUAGAGGAAUAAGCAGAUAGACACGGGGAUAAUGUUAAAAGAGUUUUACUUUUUUCCCGUACCACUUAAAAACUCAAUAAAUAUUAACAUUUAAAGCUUCCAUUCACACACGCAUAAACACACGUAUAUACACAACUAUACAAUACACAUGAUGUCUUGAACUGCAAUGGAGAAAUGGUCUUUCACCUCCUUAGUUUUCCAAUUUUCUUAUCCUAAUGUGAAAUGUACACUAUUUACAUUUGCAUCAGAAAGCAAAAUUAGGACGUGUCUUUACAACUGUUUCCUGGAAGUCACAGGUGAGGACUUUUUGUUGCUGGAGCCAAAGCUGAAACUUCACAAUCCACCAAGAGCACCACGCAUUUCCUGUCCUUAUCAAUCUUUAUCAACAAUGGUUUUUGGAAAACAAGAGAAGCACCGGAGAAGCAUGGCGCCUCCAGUCAGUGGGGGCGAGUCUGGAGUGUGAGGCUGCAGAGACUGAAUGAUGGAAGUUUCUGUGGAAUUUAUACAUCGAAAUGAGUUCAUUUCUUACCUUUAUUUAUUCAUUUAUGAGCUAUACAUAAGCACACCACUUUUCAUCUGAAUUCAUGUAUAAUUCUCAAUGUAUUUUAAAUAAAAUUCGGAAAGCUGCCAAUCAUA